GGCGACCCGUCGCCAUGGCGACCCCGUGAUCGACCAAUCAAAAUCGAUCACGUGAGUCACGUGUUCGCCGAUUUGGGGACCGUCUACGGACACGUACGUGCACAAUCACGUGAAUUGAAAAGAAAGUUAAAUACUGUCAAACAUUUGACAUCUUGUGGUGAUCUUGCUAAAGAGAUCAUGGAAACUAAAGAAAAGCAAAAAAGAACUGCUAUUUCUUAUAGUUUAAAAAAAGAAAUCUGUUUGUUUCAUCAAAAAAAUCCUAAUAAAACCCAAAGUGAUAUUAAAGAUGAGUUUAAUUCAAAGUAUCAAUUAAAUUUGGAUAGAUCUACGAUAUCUAAGAUUUUAUCUAAUAAGGAAAAAUGGAUAAAUCUUACGCCUAAUGAGACCGACAACAUUAUUUUUCGUAAGAGUAGAGUUAAGCAUCCAAGUUUAGAAAAGGCUCUUAGUAUUUGGGUUAACCAAGUAAUAGUAUCGGGGUUAUCAGUUUCAGAAGCUUUAAUUUCUGAAAAGGCUCGUUAUUUUGCGACGAUUAUGGGUAUAUCCGAAGAAGAUAUGAAAUUUUCUAACGGUUGUCGUGAACCUAAUGAAUAUAGCUCUAGCAAUAGUAAAACUGAUGAUACGGAUAUUAGUUAUAGUGAAACAGAUAACAUGAACAUUGGCGAUAGUAGUUAUAAGUAUAUUCCUAUAGUUAUGGCAUUUCUUCCAGUCGUAACCGUAGCAUUUCUCCCAGUAAUGACAAUUGCAAUAGCCGUGGUCGUGAUAAUUUCAUUUCUCUUGAUAACAGGUAAUCUAGAUUUUCGUUCUAAGGGAAAAAUGCUAAAGGCACUUACUGAUCUUUUAUUUUCUAAACCAUGCUCUGGUCCCAGCUGUGGUCGUGAUUGGAAUAUUUCUCCUGAUAACAGCAAUAACCCUGGUUAUAACUGUGGUCGUAUCCGUAGUAUGUCUCCUGAAAAUAAUAGUAGUAAUGGCUUUGGUCGUGGCCGUGACAUGUCUCCCAAGAAUAAGGAUAGCAAUAGCCGUGGUAUGUCUUCUGUUAGCAAUAGCCCUCGUCAUAACCGUGGUAGGUCCCUUGAGAGCAACAGUAGCAAUAGCCCUGGUCGUAGCCGUGGUCACAGCCGUGGUAUGUCCCUUGAGAGUAACAGUAGCAAUAGCCCUGGUCAUAACCGUGAUCAUAGCCAUAGUAGGUCCCUUGAGAAUAACAGUAGCAAUAGCCCUGGUUGUAACCGUUACCACAGCCAUGGUAUGUUCCUUGAGAGUAAUAGUAGCAAUAGCCCUGGUCGUAAUCGUGAUCAUAGCCGUAGUAGGUCCCCUGAUAGUAACAGCAGCAAUAGCCCUGGUCGUAAUCGUGGUCACAGCCGUGGUAUGUUCCUUGAGAGUAACAGUAGCAAUAGCCCUGGUUGUAAUCGUGGUCACAGUCGUGAUAUGUCUCCUGAGAGUAACCACAGCAAUAGCCCUGGUUAUAGCCAUGAUAUUUCUCCUGAAAAUGAUAAUAGUAAUAGUCCCGGUUGUGAAUUCCCUGAUAAUAGUACUAGUCACGGUUAUAAACGUGGUUUCUCAGAUAAAGAACAACGGAAUUUAGAAGAAAAUGAUAUAGAGAAUUUACAACAGGUUUUAAGUUUAGAAACUGCUAUAAAUAUAAGUGGGCUUGCUACUUAUAUUAAUGAUAAUGAAAUUGUUCCAACAGAAGAGUUUUUAGAUGAUGAACAAAUUAUUGAUCUUGCAACUCAAUCUGCAGAAUUUGAUAGUAGUUCAGGUGACGAAGAACUAGUUUUAAUAAGUCAUAAAGAGGGAUUAAAUGCUUUAACUACUUUUAUUGAUUAUUUUAAACAACAAGCGGAUGCAGAAUUUAAAGUUGAAGAUUU
Molecule: messenger RNA, 1862 nt
Organism: Ambispora leptoticha
Lineage: Eukaryota; Fungi; Glomeromycota; Glomeromycetes; Archaeosporales; Ambisporaceae
Source: the annotation of a GenBank genome assembly